UUGUACGCAUGCGCACUUCGUGUCUGUGUGUAAACUGCCGUUGGAACAUUUAAACUCGGUCAGCUGUCAGACACACAAACCGACCAAAACGCCGGUGCGAGCGUCGUUUGGAGCUGUAACGGUGGUCCUCCUCUUCAUACACCGUCUCGCCGCUAAUGCCCGCCCGUUAAAACCGUUCAUCAGGCCCAGAACCGCAACGUUCCGGGUUUUUUCUAGCCGCUGGCCGACCUGCCGCUCUGUUAGCCGGGCGGAGACGAGAGCAGCUGGAUGCUGUUCCAACCUGUUGGGCUUGGAUUAUGCAGCAUGAGCCCACCAGGACCUCGCCGGUGUUUCUGCUCUGUGACGGACAGCCCCCCCUGAAGUCGCCUGACGGCCCCCCCCCUCGGAGCUUCGUGGAGACGCUGCCGGUGGAGAUGAGCGUGAAGAUCUUCAGCGAGCUGGAUGCAGCGAGCUUGUGCAGCGCCGCUCGGACCUGCAAGCUGUGGCACGCCAUCAUCGAGCAGAGCGAGCAGCUGUGGAGGAGGCAGUGUCUCCUGCUGCGAGCCGUCUGCCAGAGGGAGGUGGACGGGGACCGGAGGGACGGCCUGUCCUGGAAGGUGACUCUGGUGAGGAACUACAGCCGCAGCUGUGUGAAGAGGGACUGGCUGAGAGGGCGCUACAGCUGCGUGGACUCGGUGGGCGAGCUGCUCGGCCGGAGGAUGGUGCCCCUGGAUGCAGAGACGUGGGGGGAGAUCCUGCAGGCCGAGCUGGACCGAUGAUGCUAACGCUUCCAUUUAAAGCAUCUCUGAGUCUCACAUUUAAACUCUAAUUUAUAUUUUAUACUUUGUGUUCAUUUUCAUGAACAAAAACAACUGUACAGAUAAUUUUUUUUACUUUUUUGAUGAAAAGGAUCAUGGAACGAUUUAAUUAGACGUAGAUACAGAUGAGAAUCAAUAAAUCCAUGUUUGUAA
This is a messenger RNA of Melanotaenia boesemani (Boeseman's rainbowfish), 950 nucleotides long. RefSeq names its product F-box only protein 48. Gene Ontology annotation, biological process: SCF-dependent proteasomal ubiquitin-dependent protein catabolic process. The record is from RefSeq and is a predicted model, not a curated record. The coding region runs from base 297 to 758 and encodes 153 amino acids. The transcript is spliced from 3 exons. Gene Ontology annotation, cellular component: SCF ubiquitin ligase complex. Gene Ontology annotation, molecular function: protein binding. Lineage: Eukaryota; Metazoa; Chordata; Actinopteri; Atheriniformes; Melanotaeniidae.